This is a messenger RNA of Drosophila eugracilis, 1458 nucleotides long. RefSeq names its product putative inorganic phosphate cotransporter. The record is from RefSeq and is a predicted model, not a curated record. Gene Ontology annotation, molecular function: transmembrane transporter activity. Gene Ontology annotation, cellular component: plasma membrane. Bases 1 to 1458 code for a protein of 485 amino acids. Gene Ontology annotation, biological process: monoatomic anion transport; transmembrane transport. The transcript has 4 exons. Lineage: Eukaryota; Metazoa; Arthropoda; Insecta; Diptera; Drosophilidae.
AUGUCAGCUGAAAUAAAUAAAGGACCCCUGCUGGGAAUGCGACAUGUUCAGACCUUGCUGAUUUUCCUCAACAUAACUUGUUUGUAUAUCGGACGCCUGAAUGUGGGAGUAUCCGUUGUGGCCAUGACAAAUGCGGAGUCUACAAAUCCGAAAUUUCCAGAAUAUGAUUGGAACUUGACAGAAAAGUCGUAUAUACUCUCCAGCUUCUUUUGGGGAUAUAUUUUCACCCAGUUCCUGGGAGGGUAUCUCUGCAAGCGGUAUGGAGUCAAGAGUGUCAUGCUCUGGGGAUCCUUUGCCUCGGGCGUCUUUAGUGCUUUGACACCGCUUUUCAUCAGCUUUGGCGGAUGGCGAGCUUACUGCGGCAUAAGAGUCCUGAUGGGCUUUGCUCAAGGACUGAUCUUUCCCUGCAUUCACCAGCAUUUGGCCAGAUGGUCACCUCCGAACGAGAGAAAUCGUUUGGGAGCUCUUAGCCACACGGGAAUCGAGUGCGGAAACGUGUGUGCCAUGUUCUUGAGUGGAAUGAUAGCCAAGAGCCCUAUUGGAUGGCCAGGAAUAUCGUAUGUCUCAGCUGGAUUGGCCUUUACAUGGUGUGCAUUCUGGUUCUUGUUCGCCGCCAAUAACGCUGUAGAAUCGCGUUACAUAGGAGAAGCGGAACUAAACUAUAUCGAAUCGUCUUUGAAACAUAACGAGGACUACCACAAGACCAUCAUUCCGAUUCCCUGGAAGGCUAUUUGGACCUCGACUCCGUUCUUGGCUCUUCUGGUGGCUCGUUGCUGCGAGACCUGGGGUCUGAGUACCCUACAGGCCGAGAUACCAACCUAUAUGAACGGCGUUCUUGAUAUGGACAUGAAAAGCAAUGCAUUCUUUUCGGCGUUACCGUUUUUGGCCAUGUGGGUUAUGUCGUAUGUUUACCUGAUUACAGCCGACGUUUUGCUUGCCGGAAACAGGCUGAGUCUAACGGCCCUUCGAAAGACCUUCAACUCGAUGGCCUUUUGGAUUCCCUGUGCCACCUUGAUUGGUAUUGGUUUCCUGGACCAGGAACAGAGGAAUCUAGCCAUUGCUCUGAUGACCAUCAGUGUGGGUGUGAACAGUGGUGCUACGAUUGGUACCUCCCUGAACACCAUAGAUCUAUCACCGAAUCACGCCAGUAUCCUUAUGGGCAUAGUGAAUACAGCCGCGAAUGUGGUUCCCAUAGUAACACCCCUGGUUGUAGGUGUAAUCGUCGAGGAGGAAUCAAAUCGUUCGGAGUGGCAAAUCGUUUUCAUCAUCGCCUCAGUGCUCUUCUUUUUCGGAAAUUGCGUAUUUUUGUUCUUUGGCACGGCUGUGUCUCAGCCUUGGGAUGCGGAGGACUUUCUCCAAUUGAAGCAGCCUGAACUGGGUAUAAUGCCAGCUAAUCGCGAAGCAUCCAAAGAUAACCACGAAAUGCCUAAAGAAGUUUUAGGGUCACUAAAUAGUUAA